This is a messenger RNA of Carassius gibelio (silver crucian carp), 3215 nucleotides long. Its product is annotated as integrin beta-6-like. Lineage: Eukaryota; Metazoa; Chordata; Actinopteri; Cypriniformes; Cyprinidae. The coding region runs from base 175 to 2514 and encodes 779 amino acids. Gene Ontology annotation, molecular function: integrin binding. Gene Ontology annotation, cellular component: focal adhesion; cell surface; integrin alphav-beta6 complex. The transcript has 17 exons. The record is from RefSeq and is a predicted model, not a curated record. Gene Ontology annotation, biological process: cell migration; cell adhesion mediated by integrin; integrin-mediated signaling pathway.
CAUGCUCCAUAAAGCCGCUGUGAUAGUUUGAGCAUACUAUUGCUUCCGACACACUUCCAGCCGGACAUUCACAUACUCCAGUACCGCCCCAUCCCACUUGCUGCUGUGGAUUUGGUAUUGAGAGAGAGGACAGCAUGCUAGCUGCCGAGGCCUCCAGGGAAACCGUGAGGACUAAUGGGGAUUGUUUCACUCUACAUUGUCCUUCACUUCUGGCUCGGCACUGUCGGAGGGACGUGUUCUCAAUUUAACGCUGUCUCCUGUGACGAGUGUCUGCAGCUGGGGCCACAGUGCGCCUGGUGCACACUACAGAAUUUCACUGACUCCUUCUCAAUCGACGAGAGAUGCGACACCCCCGAGGCUCUUCUUCAGAAGGGAUGCUCCGGCGAAUUCGUGCAGUUCCCCGUCACGAAAGUCAAAAUACUGAAGGAUCAAGGCUUAGGAAAGAGCGCCGGCCACACUAACGUUUCGUACAUCGCACCACAGAAGAUGCGCCUUCAGCUUAGACCAGGAAAUCAGCUGACCUUUCAGAUUCAAGUGCAGCAACCGGAAGACCAUCCGGUUGACAUUUAUUACCUGAUGGACCUGUCAGCGUCUAUGUUUGAUGAUCUGAAAAUGAUCAAAGACUUGGGCUCCACACUCUCAAAAGAGAUGGCUAAACUUACCAGCAAAUUCAGACUAGGAUUCGGUUCCUUUGUGGAGAAACCAGUUCUGCCUUUCAUCAAGAUAACACGCGAAGAGUUGGCCAAUCCCUGCAGGAGUGUUGAUUUUGAAUGUCUUCCGACAUUUGGAUACCGACACCUUUUGUCGUUAACAAGCAGUACUGACAAGUUCAAUGAGAUCAUCUCAAAGCAGCAGGUAUCGGCGAACAUUGACGUGCCAGAGUGUGGUUUUGACGCCAUCAUGCAGGCUGCGGUUUGCGGGGACAGGAUUGGCUGGCGGAACGAUUCCAUGAAGCUGUUGGUGUUCGUGAGCGAUGCAGAUUCUCAUUUUGGGAUGGACAGUAAAAUGUCGGGCAUCGUUGUCCCCAAUGAUGGAGAGUGUCACUUGGACGACAAUAAUGAGUAUUCCAUGACUGCACAUCUGGAGUACCCAACAUUAGGGCAACUUGUGGACAAACUGGUUGAAAACAAUAUCCUCCUUAUAUUCGCUGUGACUGACGGACAGAGGCAGAACUAUGAGAAUUAUGCAAGUCUGAUUCCUGGUGCUACUGUGGGGGUGUUGGCAUCCGAUUCGAGGAACAUUCUGGAACUCAUCAUGACCUCAUAUAAGGAACUGAGGUCAGAGAUCGAUCUGGAGGUGCUGGGUAACACUGAGGAUCUGCAGCUUUCCUUCACAGCGCUCUGUCAGGACGGGGCCAUCAUCACCGGACAUAAAACCUGCUCCAAUGUCAAAGCUGGGGAUGUGGUAUCUUUUAAUGUCACGAUCGAGUUAAAAGGCUGUCUUGCCGGUCCACGGAAGUUUUCCUUGCGGCCGGUGGGUUUCCAAGAUGCCCUGGAGAUUGAGCUGGAGUCUCAGUGUGUGUGUGACUGUCAUCAAACCCCGGAGGCGAACAGCACGUUCUGCAGCGGAGGGCGGGGGGCGCUGGAGUGUGGCGCCUGUGUGUGCAAUUCAGGCUUCGUGGGGCCGAAGUGUGAGUGCACAGAGGACCAAGAACAAAUCAGCGACUGCAGGGCGCAUGAAGGUGCGGAGAUGUGCGGCGGCCUGGGCGAGUGUUUCUGUGGGCAAUGUGUGUGCCACCCGUCCAGUUUUGGACGUGUGUAUGGGCCGUACUGCGAGUGCGACAACUUUUCCUGUCUCAGGUUCAGAGGGGAGCUUUGCGGAGGCCACGGGGAAUGUGACUGUGGCGAGUGUGUGUGUCACAGCGGUUGGAUGGGAGAGUCCUGUAACUGCAGCACCAGCAACAGUUCAUGCAUGUCUCUGGAUGGUUCCAUCUGCAGUGGACGGGGCAAGUGUGUGUGUGGGAAGUGCGAGUGCACCGUUCCUGGAGCAUCAGGAGAGAGGUGCCAAAGGUGCCCAACCUGUGGAGAUAUCUGUAGCUUGCCCAGAUCUUGUGUGGAGUGUCACCUCAAAGCUAAAGACCCGCUGGACGAGUGUGCUGUGAAGUGCAACUCCAUACAUGCCACUGUCAGCAAUUCCACAGAUUUCGAGGAGAGUCGGGCGGCAUCGUGCACCUUACAGAACAAGGACUACUGUAUUCUGUCAUUCAGCUUGGUGGACAGUGAUCACGGCAGCAUUAUUUACAACCCCAAGCUUUACGACUGCCCUGAGCCGCCAAACGCACUGUUGAUCGCUCUGGCCGUGUGCAUGUCUGUCCUCAUUAUUGGCAUUACUCUCAUUGUGAUCUCCAAGUUUCUUAUUUCUGUCCAUGACCGGAAAGAGGUUGCCAAGUUUGAGGCAGAGAAAGCGAAAGCAAAAUGGCAGUCGGACACAAAUCCUCUUUUCAAGAGCUCAACAUCAACAUUUAAAAAUGUGACCUACAAAAGCACAGGGCAGCAGAAGAGUGAUAUUUCUUAGGGCUACUGACCAACUUUUUGUGUAAAAAAACAAAAUGCAGGCUUCUGUUUACCAGGAGCAAUUACUUUAUUACUUUUCUAAUUUUUAUGAUUUAUAUUCUUGUACUGUACAGAUGAGUAUGUGUGUGUGAGUAACUGUGUGUUUGUAAACUGGGGUCAGGACUAUCAGAUACUGGCAGGGAAUUUAUUUUAAAAACUGUAAAUAAUUUACAGUGGGCAAAAUAUGUAUUCGAUCCCCUGCUGAUUUUGUAAUUUUGCCAACUUACAAAGAAAAGAAGGGUUUGUAAUUUUUAUGGUAGGUUUAUUAACAGAUAGAGACAGAAUAUCAACCAAACAAUGCAGAAAUAGGUUGAUAUUUUGUCUCUAUCUGUUAAAAUAAACCUACCAUAAUAAUCACAGACCCUUCAUUUCUUUGUAAGUGAGCAAACUUAGAAAAUCAGCAGGGGAUCAAAUAAAUAUUUUGCCCCUGUAAACAAUGUGUUGUGCUGCUAAAACUGCUAAAGGUGCUUUUAAAUCUGGGCAACACUGGAUCUUCUUGUUUCACAUUUAGCGUUUCUUGUGGUUGUUGCAGCAAAAUGUAGUUAUUUGUGACAAAUAUUUGUGACUGGUUAGCUGAGGCUGAGCCUUUUGUAAUUAGAUAUCAUUGAUUAUGGUUUUGCUGGAUCAAAUGUAAAAUUAACAAAUUAAAAAAGUCUGUCUACU